Molecule: messenger RNA, 963 nt
Organism: Pestalotiopsis fici W106-1
Lineage: Eukaryota; Fungi; Ascomycota; Sordariomycetes; Amphisphaeriales; Sporocadaceae
Exons: 2
Coding region: 1-963 (320 amino acids)
Biological process (GO): polyprenol catabolic process; dolichol-linked oligosaccharide biosynthetic process
Cellular component (GO): endoplasmic reticulum
Molecular function (GO): 3-oxo-5-alpha-steroid 4-dehydrogenase activity
Source: RefSeq, a predicted model, not a curated record
AUGGAUAGACUCGGACCUUUUCCUCAAUCCCUGGAGCCAUUUCUCGAGCCGGCCUUGUUAUGCCAGACCUGCUUCAUCUUGGCCGCGAGCAGCGUGCUCGCCAUUGCAGCUGCACCGCAAUCGGCGCGUACUCUUCUCACGCAAUAUGGUGCUCGCAGCAAUGCCUCACCAGUAGAGGGAAGCCAAGAAAGGGCCAAGAAGCCCCAGAAUCGCUUUCUCGAAUUCAUGGGCUGGGUCACCUCAUUGGGGCAGGUUCCGCACUCAUGGUUCAUCCACUUUUACGUCCUGUCCGUCUCGAGUUCAGUAUUUUGGGCCGCCCAAUAUCUCUGUGGAGGCGUCAUCUUGACGACGAUCUGCAGAUAUCAAGCAGCACGGAGCCCCGGGCCUACAAUGAGUAUGGAACAAGUUCAACUGGCCUGGCUGCUUAUGGCCAUGCAAGGCACCCGCCGACUGUAUGAAUGCUUCUACGUGCUUCGGACCUCGUCCUCCUCCAAGAUGUGGUGCAUCCACUGGUUGCUCGGAUGUGCAUAUUACCUGGGCAUUGGUAUCGCAAUCUGGAUCGAAGGUUCCCAUGCUAUUCUGCAGUCGGACCCGUCAUCACUCAGCUUGCACCGGCCCUCUGUCCGCCAAGUCGGGGGCGUAGCGCUCUUCCUCAUUGCGUGGUUCGUGCAAUACCGGUGUCAUGAGCACCUCGCGGGCUUGAAGAAGUACACUCUUCCUCAGCAAGGACUCUUUCGGUAUCUGAUUUGCCCACAUUAUACAUGUGAAUGCCUAUUGUAUCUCUCGCUUGCCAUUGUUGCUGCACCGGAAGGCGACUGGUGCAACAGGACACUAUUAUGCGGCGUAAUCUUUGUCGCAGUCAACCUUGGUACUACCGCCAGUGGCACCAGGCAAUGGUAUUCCGAAAAGUUUGGCAGCGAGGAGAUCAAGGACAAGUGGAGCAUGAUCCCGCUCAUAUUCUGA